AUGAGUGAAACUAAAGAGCCUAAAGAUGUUGAGUAUAUUGAAUUUGAAUUGAAUGAACCUGUAAAUCUUAAUGAUUUGGAUGAGAAUGAAGACGCUAUUGAAUUGAUUAACAAUAGAUUGAAGGUGUUUCCUGAUGUAUCCCGUUUCCAUAAUUUAGCAUAUUUAUCACUGCGUCAAAAUUUACUUGUGGAAAUUCCUGAAUUAGAUAUACCAAAUUUGGAGACUCUUGAUUUAUAUGAUAAUCAAAUAACUGCUAUAAAAGGAUUGGAUAAAUUGACAAAACUUCGUGUUUUAGACUUAAGUCAAAAUAGAAUAACUAAGAUUGAAGGUCUUCAAAAUUUGGUUAAUCUGGAGGAUUUGUCUUUGACUUAUAAUAAAAUUAAAAAAAUUGAGGGUUUGGAAAACAAUUUAAAACUUGCUCAACUAGAGUUAGGUUGCAAUAAAAUAUCAAAAAUUGAAAAUAUUUCUCACUUGGAACAUAUGAAAAAACUUCAUCUUGGAAAGAAUAAGAUUAAAGUAAUGGAGGGAUUUGAAACGAUGAAGGAGUUGGAAAUUUUGGGUCUUGCUGCCAAUCGUAUAACAAAAAUUGAAAAUUUAUGUACAUUAAGUAAUUUACGAGAACUUCACAUUUCGGAACAAGGAAUUAAGUCAUUAGAAGGUUUGGAAAAUGUUGUUUCUAUUGAAUUAUUAGACCUGUCUAAAAAUAUGAUUUCAAAGAUAACUAAUAUUGAAUUAUUGACAAAUUUGACAGACCUUUAUCUUAAUGACAAUGAAAUUGAAGAUAUUCAAUCACUAAAUAACCUUGGAAAACUUAAGAAAUUAGAUACUUUGUAUCUUGAGAGAAAUCCUAUUCAAACUAAUGAUCCCGCUAACUAUCGAAGAAAAGUGAUAAUUUCAAUUCCUUCACUUUCUCAAUUGGAUGCCACAGCUUGUCGCGUUUAA
Molecule: messenger RNA, 942 nt
Organism: Strongyloides ratti
Lineage: Eukaryota; Metazoa; Nematoda; Chromadorea; Rhabditida; Strongyloididae
Product: Protein phosphatase 1 regulatory subunit 7
Exons: 2
Coding region: 1-942 (313 amino acids)
Molecular function (GO): protein binding
Source: RefSeq, a predicted model, not a curated record